AUGCAGAAGUACCUCAGCGACGUUAGCCAUUUUCACCAUAUCAUCCAUGCUCCCUCCAUGGGAGGCUUAAUAGAUGCAACUUAUAAUGGACUUGAGCAAGGUAACAGGGUCGACAUUGGUGCUAUCCUGCUGCUGCUGAGCAUUUGUGCCUCCACGACAUAUGCUUGGACCAAGUUCGAUGACUCGAGAUGCCUCUUUGCCAAUUCUGCUGAAGCGAAUUCACAGGCAACCUCGUGGCUAAAGACUUCUCUUGACGUUGCUGAUCACGCACAUCGCAUUGCCCACAUUUCCGUCGAGUGCAUCCAAGGCAUGAUCAUUAUGUUUUAUGCCCUGUGCAGUUUCGAAGGGGUAUCAUCUCGGGCUCGAUCUCUGGUGGCGAGAUCCAUUGCCAUGGGUCGUGAACUGGCCCUGCAUCGCAUCGACUACUCUCCCAAUGGCUCUUCCGGCGAGGUUGCAGGAACGGACACGGUCAAAACCGAAAUCAGUCGUCGCGUUUGGUGGUUCUUGACGGCAACGGAUUGGAUGCUUGCUCAAUUUUCUGUACCGCAGGAAGGAACUUACACAAUACACCCAAACCAUAUGGCUGUUAGGAAACCACGAAAUGUAAAUGACGAGGAGAUCGGCAGUGGCAGUGAAGCCCCUGAUCACGACACUGAGGAGCCGACUUGCGUCUCGUACUUCCUACAGCGUAUACGACUAGCUGAAGUUUGCCAUGACCUUCUUGACAGAUCACCAUUUAUUCUCCUUAGCCCAGAGACGUCGGAUUAUCGCAAAGUAAAGGAGGUCGAUGCCAAGUUCAAACAGUUCAUUUCUGACAUGCCGUCCUUCUUUUCGAUGCGCAGUACAUCCCUCAAAGAUCUCCCACUUGAUGACUCAAGAUGCUCACGAAACAUCACACUGCAGCGGUACACGCUGAAUUUACUCCUGCAACGACAGCUCUGCAAGUUGCAUCUACCAUAUCUCGCCCGAGGCGCGGUGGAACCAUCAUUUGCGUACUCACGGGAGAUGUGUUUGAAAUCGGCCAGGAUGAUCAUUCAAGUAGAACAUCAACUGAGGAAGGAAAAUCUGGCUUAUGUGUCAGUCCGGCAAAGGAUGAACAUCGUGCUCCGGAGCGUCUUCAUUGCGACGAUUGCCUUGGUCCUCAAUGCUUGUUUAGGAGGUGAUGGAGAUGAUAGUACGCCUAGCGGAGAAGAAGUCGCGGAUGCCUGGAGGAUACUAGAGGAGGCGAGAGACCAAUCACCGGUGGCGUCGAAACUUCUCGAGUUGUCCUUACAAGUGCUGAAGAAGCAUCGCGGAAGUCACCCGGCACUAGAUGCAGUGAAGGAUCAUGCCGCUGCAAAAGGCCGGUCACUAGCCUCGUCUCCUCCAAUGACCCCGGAUUCGGGUCAUCGAAAUGAUGGAACGAAUGGGAUGGUACCACCGCAAACGAACAUCGAGUCAGAAACCGCGUACCUUGAGCAGCAAUGGCAAGUUCUUCAAGGAAGAAUGGAUCUGGAUGCUAUCGACUGGGACAGACUGUUCUGGGGUCUAGAUUCGCCUUUCAUCUAG
Molecule: messenger RNA, 1548 nt
Organism: Metarhizium album ARSEF 1941
Lineage: Eukaryota; Fungi; Ascomycota; Sordariomycetes; Hypocreales; Clavicipitaceae
Exons: 2
Coding region: 1-1548 (515 amino acids)
Source: RefSeq, a predicted model, not a curated record